Molecule: messenger RNA, 4817 nt
Organism: Chionomys nivalis (European snow vole)
Lineage: Eukaryota; Metazoa; Chordata; Mammalia; Rodentia; Cricetidae
Gene: Syt1
Product: synaptotagmin 1
Exons: 11
Coding region: 573-1841 (422 amino acids)
Biological process (GO): calcium ion-regulated exocytosis of neurotransmitter; cellular response to calcium ion; synaptic vesicle endocytosis
Cellular component (GO): dense core granule; axon; synaptic vesicle membrane
Molecular function (GO): syntaxin binding; phosphatidylserine binding; clathrin binding
Source: RefSeq, a predicted model, not a curated record
ACUGGAGGGAUUCCUGGAGAAGCUGCAGUGUGGGGAUGCUCUGACCGAGUUCAGCCCCCAGUGUCUUUCCUCCUCCUUCUCCUGCAGCGACCGCAUCCGCAGUUAGCAGUCGGCAACUUGAGGCUGUACCCGGGGCAAGCCCCCAGGGUCCUGCUCAUCCGACAGGGGGCUCAGCGCCCCAAGGGGUGUGUGCAGGGUGGGGGCAGCCAGCUGGGACCAGCUGGUGGCCCUAGAAAACCUCCCCCACACCCACACCCACACACCCCUUUUGUGUUGCAGGCUGCCCCUCUGAGAGCGGAGGCAGCGAGAGUACUCGUGUGCCUCGCACCGGUCCGCGGUGAGAGCAGUGAGGACCAAGACCCGCACCACCUCCCGGUCCUCGCUCCAGGAAAACAGAGCCAGAGAGCGCUUGAACGGCCAACACCUGCAGUCAGAUCAGAAGACCGUGCCCUUGCCAUCCUGUAAGCUCCACUGGACCAUCUCAUUAAGAUUGAAGAAAAGAGAUUCUGAAAGAAACAAAUACCCUGAAAUAUUCCAGAACACCCCAGCAGAACAUUCCUCCUGAACCAAAAAUGGUGAGUGAGAGCCAUCAUGAGCGCCUGGCCGCCCCGCCAGUCACCACUGCUGCGCCUGUUGUCCCACACAACGCCACCGAGCCAGCCAGUCCUGGGGAAGGAAAGGAAGAUGCCUUUUCGAAGCUGAAGGAGAAGUUUAUGAACGAGCUGCAUAAAAUUCCACUGCCACCGUGGGCCUUAAUUGCCAUAGCCAUAGUUGCGGUCCUUUUAGUCGUGACCUGCUGCUUUUGUGUCUGUAAGAAAUGUCUGUUCAAAAAGAAAAACAAGAAGAAGGGAAAGGAGAAGGGAGGAAAGAAUGCCAUUAACAUGAAAGACGUGAAAGACUUAGGGAAGACCAUGAAAGAUCAGGCCCUUAAGGAUGAUGAUGCUGAAACUGGAUUGACUGAUGGAGAAGAGAAGGAAGAACCCAAGGAAGAAGAAAAACUGGGAAAGCUCCAAUAUUCGCUGGACUAUGAUUUCCAGAAUAACCAGCUGUUGGUCGGCAUCAUCCAAGCUGCUGAACUUCCUGCCUUGGACAUGGGGGGAACAUCUGAUCCGUACGUCAAGGUCUUCCUGCUGCCUGACAAAAAGAAGAAAUUUGAGACAAAAGUUCACCGAAAAACCCUCAACCCUGUCUUCAAUGAACAAUUUACUUUCAAGGUGCCAUACUCGGAAUUAGGUGGCAAAACUCUGGUGAUGGCUGUGUACGAUUUUGAUCGCUUCUCCAAGCAUGACAUCAUUGGAGAGUUCAAAGUUCCUAUGAACACUGUGGAUUUUGGCCACGUAACCGAAGAAUGGCGUGAUCUCCAGAGCGCAGAGAAGGAAGAGCAAGAAAAACUGGGGGACAUCUGCUUCUCCCUCCGCUACGUCCCUACUGCUGGCAAGCUGACGGUCGUCAUCCUGGAAGCCAAGAACUUGAAGAAGAUGGAUGUAGGUGGCUUAUCCGACCCUUAUGUCAAGAUUCAUCUGAUGCAGAACGGCAAGAGGCUGAAGAAGAAGAAGACAACCAUUAAGAAGAACACCCUUAACCCCUACUACAAUGAGUCCUUCAGCUUUGAAGUUCCUUUCGAGCAAAUCCAGAAAGUGCAAGUGGUGGUGACGGUUUUGGACUACGACAAGAUCGGCAAGAACGACGCCAUCGGCAAAGUCUUUGUGGGCUACAACAGCACCGGCGCGGAGCUGCGACACUGGUCAGACAUGCUGGCCAACCCCCGGCGACCCAUCGCCCAGUGGCACACUCUGCAGGUUGAGGAGGAGGUUGAUGCCAUGCUGGCCGUCAAGAAGUAAGAGGGAGAAGAAGCCUUUCUGCGUCUGCCCACCUAGUGCUCUUUAGCCGGUAUCUGUAAAUACCUCAGUAAUAUGGGUCCUUUCACUUUCCAGCCACGCAUUGCUAACACGAGUCAGUGGUACUUCAGACCCUGUUUUGAUUUGCACAAAUUUCAGUGUAGAGAGCCCCCCGUGCCCUUCAUCCAUCCACUGCCCUCCAAAUCUACUCUUCUUUUAAGCAAUAUGAUGUGUAGAUAGAGCAUGACUGAAAUUAUGUAUUGUAUCACACCGUUGUAUAUACCAGUAUGCUAAAGAUUUAUUUCCGGUUGGUGUAUUUGUAUGUUGUAAGCGUUUCCUAACCUGUGUAUAUCUAGAUGUUUUUAAUAAGAUGUUCUAUUUUAAACUAUGUAAAUUGACUGAGAUAUAGGAGAGCUGAUAAUAUAUUAUAUGGUAAAUAUAGUAUCGUCUGCAUUCCAGCAAAAAAAAAAAAAUACCGACUUGAAAGGCACUAGUACCGUGAAACUGACGUCUUAAAGGACAACUUAAACCUGAGCUUUCUAUUGACAUUUGAGUACCAAGAUUCGCCCGCACGACAUCUUCGGUGGGUGAACCCCAUUCUGUAGAAUUCUUUCACAGGCAAAUGGCAUGACCUGAGCAGCAUCCAGGCUGACCUCAAGGAAGCGAAGCCACGACCCAGAAUAGCAUCUGUCUGUAUGUCUCUGCAAAGCUAAAACCAUGACUUCACUCUUACGUUCAGGGAAGCGAGUUCAGUGAGUUCCUAUGACAGCAUCAAAGAGCAACACCGGGCUGGUGUUCUCUGCGUGUGUGCGUGCGUGCGUGCGUGCGUGUGUGUGUGAGUGCAAGGAUGGAAGUAUGCUCGUGUGUUACGUGUAGUGCAUGCCUUUGUUUGGGGUUAGGGUGGGUGAGGAGAAGCGGAGAGAAGUCAGCGUUUCUGAAAUAUUGCCUGACUCUUUAAACAGAAAAUAGUAGCUCUCCAUUGUCACAUCUCUAUAAGACGUGCAACCUGUGAAUUCUAAUCCAGAUUUCACACCAAUAAUGAUUCCAAAAGGUAUGCGCGUGAGACUUUAUAAUGAAAUAUUUUAUUAUACAAAACCAGAUUAGAAGGAAUGCAGAAUAUUUUUAACACAGCAAUCUGUGCUUACUCCACAGAAUUACUUUGUGGUAAACAGACAGUAUUGUAAAUCCCAUCAAAAGAUGAAAAAUAACAAUUAGCCAUAGUUCUGAAUGCACUUCGAUUAAGCCAAAACAGACAGCUAGUGAUCUUUUUAUAUGCUCUUUUUACUUAAGUUUUAAUUUGUCCUUUAAACAAAGGCGAAACAAAAAAAACCAAGAACAAGUUCCAGUAAAACUGAAGCAACCUCUUAUGUACACUAGAUGCUUGACUUAGGAGGAGUUUUUAACUGUUUUCAAUGUUAUCCUGUAGUAAAUGGCACUACUCUGAAGCCACUAGUCAUUCCAUAAGAGUCUUAAGGAUUGCUCUGUGUAACACUGUGACUGCCCUGUGUGCUUAGACACGUAGUUUCCUCAGUGGAUAGCACUCAACUUAUUCCGUAGUGAUAAUCGUAACAAUACUGCCAUUCCCUCUUACCGCACUGCCCAAUGUGUGUGUAGCACAAACAGUUCUUAUUACUAAGGACCAAUUCAGAACUGGACAGCUAUGCAUAGGACAGAAAGAUACAUAGAGCGGGGGUGGGGGAGAACACACAGCAUCUUGUUGACACUGUGCCCUAGUCUAUAUUUGUCCCCGCUGAGGUAGACAGCCACUUCAGGAAGGUGAGCCUGCUACCUAACGCAGCUUCUAGUGUCCUCUCCCACUGGCUGCUGGGCCCUGUCUUCACCUCCAGGCCACAGAGAGUAGCAAAGCUCCAAAGUGAGAGACAGUCUUCACAGGUACCAAAAUAAAAUGGAGGGAUGGUAGGCAUGGCCUAGUACUUGAUCUUUAGGAUCGAGCUCCGUGUUUAGGACAAAACUCGAGAGAAUCCCAUAAAAGGGCUGUUAGUGGGUUUUAAACAUGGGGUUGGCUGUUCCUCCCCUCCCCCACCAUACACACACCACAAAAAUCAAAUCCCAAUGGUAAUUCUUUCCUCAUCAGAGAAACGGUAAACCCUUUGCCUUUCAUCCCCAUCACAGCAAACUCUUUAGAAAUAAGACAGACACGAAGGACGAGGAGGAAAGCCUUUCCAGCGGAUGAAUGGCACUUUUUAAAAGCUAAACACGUGGAUGAUAGGAAAUGCACACUUACAGGUGGGCUUAAACAGCAGUUUAAAGAGGAGACGCAAAUGAGAUGCUUUCCUAUUUAAGGGACCAAGCCCUACCAAAGAGGCGGCGUUGGCUUUGAAAAACACGGCAAACACCAGACCCUGACAUUUGAUUUCACCAUCUCCUUGUACACAGUGAAGCAACAUGCCCAAAGACGCGGCUCCCAGCUGCUGAACGGACAUUAUUUCCCACAUCCCGAAACCGCUAGCAUCGUCCUCAUUAUUUCCCACAUCCCGAAACCGCUAGCAUCCCACAUCCUCUUACAACACUGCCAACGUGGGGUUGCCACCAUAGACUUAGUUGGUACUAUAUCAUCUCUCAUGAGCCGGUGACCGGACCUGCUUUAUGACCAAGCGUCAUCCUCGGAUAAGCCACAUGUACCUUUCUGGCAAGGCUGUGUAAAGUCUUAGAUGCUGAUAACCCUAGAAAGAUCCUAGUUGCCUUUGUGUACAUUUACUGCCUGCUUGAGUGUUUCUCUGUGUGGGUUUCCCUGUGUCUCGUAGAAAUGUUGGGGUGUUUUUCUUCUUCUGCCAUAAGGCUCGUGGCCCGCGAGCCAACCCCUUUAGCUGUAUUUUUCCCUUCAUUUUUUGAUAAGUGGUUUAAAUUUUGUUUCACUUUGUGUAGUGAACCCCCUGGUAGUUUUCUGAUUGUUGUUAAAAAAAAAAAAUGACUUAACCUAUUACAUGGAUACUCAAUAAAAAUGUUUUAUUUCCUGUU